Molecule: messenger RNA, 9578 nt
Organism: Mytilus trossulus (common blue mussel)
Lineage: Eukaryota; Metazoa; Mollusca; Bivalvia; Mytilida; Mytilidae
Product: tyrosine-protein kinase Abl-like
Exons: 12
Coding region: 234-4067 (1277 amino acids)
Biological process (GO): protein phosphorylation
Molecular function (GO): protein binding; non-membrane spanning protein tyrosine kinase activity; ATP binding
Source: RefSeq, a predicted model, not a curated record
UCGGAAAAAUAGACUCGUUCUGGAAUUAGACAAUAUGGCGGCCACCGAAAAGGGAAGGAAAUGAUAUACAAAUCUGAUUAAUUUUGACUAUACAACCCUUAUACAAUUAUCGAUAAUGUUUCCUGAGUAUAUAAAAGCAUGACAUAAAAGCACAAAUAAUGUAGCGUAGCAUUUGUAGUGCCAUGAGCGGUGUAGGGGGCUAAUUUACACCCUUUAUUUUGUUCAAAUGAAGAAUGGGCGCACAACAAGGAAAAGAAGGAAAAAGUAGUAGCUCAAGUAAACCUAAGAGUAAAACAAAAGAUCAGUCUCGACCAUCACCCGGAAAUCCUUCUAUAUUUACAGAUCCGACUGAUUCCUUGCUGCAGACACGCCCACUACCUGAUGCCCCCUUAGGUCUGCUAGAUACAAAAUGGAUGUCUAAAGAAAAUCUGUUAGCCAAUCAGGGUGAAGAUGACCCAAACCUGUUUGUUGCUUUGUAUGAUUUCCAGCAAGGUGGUGAAAACCAACUAAGUAUAUUUAAAGGUGAACAAAUAACUAUCCUUGGUUACAACAAAGGAGGGGAAUGGUGUGAGGUUAAAAACAAGGCCAAUGACCUUGGCUGGGUGCCUAGCAACUACAUCGCCCCUGUCAACAGUCUGGAUAAAUUCUCCUGGUACCAUGGUCAGAUAUCUCGUAAUGCAUCAGAAUACCUCCUAAGUAGUGGUAUAAAUGGAAGCUUCCUUGUUAGAGAAAGUGAAAGUAGCCCUGGUCAGAGGUCGAUUUCUGUCAGAUUUGAAGGUCGUGUAUACCACUACAGAAUAAGUGAGGAUUCUGAUGGCAAGGUGUAUGUUACAGCAGAACACCGGUUCAACACCUUGGCUGAACUGGUCCAUCACCAUUCAAUUCACUCAGAUGGACUGGUAACCACUUUACUAUAUCCCGCUCCUAAACGCCAGAAACCUACCGUAUUUGGUCUGAGUCCAGAACCAGACCGAUGGGAGAUAGAAAGAACAGAAAUAGCAAUGAAACAUAGAUUAGGUGGUGGCCAGUAUGGAGAUGUAUAUGAAGCAAUAUGGAAGAGAUACAACAAAACUGUGGCAGUUAAAACACUUAAGGAGGAUACCAUGGCAUUAAAAGAUUUUCUUGAAGAGGCGGCCAUUAUGAAAGAGAUGAAGCAUCCUAAUCUAGUCCAGUUACUUGGUGUUUGUACCAGGGAACCACCCUUUUACAUUGUAACAGAGUUCAUGCCUAAUGGAAACCUCCUUGAUUUCAUGCGUAGUGCUAACAAGGAAGAUAUAGGAGCCACCAUUCUUAUGUACAUGGCAACACAGAUAGCUUCAGGAAUGGCCUAUCUAGAGGCUAGAAUGUUUAUACAUAGAGAUUUGGCAGCUAGAAACUGUCUGGUAGGGGAAAGCCAUCUACUUAAAGUAGCCGACUUUGGUUUGGCCAGAUUAAUGAAAGACGAUACUUACACAGCCCAUGCUGGAGCUAAGUUUCCUAUCAAAUGGACAGCACCUGAAGGGUUGGCAUUUAACAGAUUUUCAACAAGAUCUGAUGUAUGGGCAUUUGGUGUAUUACUGUGGGAGUUGGCUACUUUUGGGAUGUCUCCCUAUCCAGGAGUGGAAUUGACCGAGGUGUACCAUUUAUUAGAGAGGGGUUACAGGAUGGACAGACCAGCUGGAUGUCCUGCCAGUGUAUAUGAACUGAUGAUGAGAUGUUGGCAAUGGGAUCCUAAAGACAGACCAACUUUCAAAGAAAUUCACAACGUAUUAGAACAUAUGUUCGAAAAAUCCAGUAUUAGUGAAGAGAUUGAGAAAGAAUUGGAUAAAGAUCCAAAGAAAUUUCAAGGUUUACUUCCCCCAAAGAAGAAUCGUUCUGGUGCUAACUUACAAGGCUUGGAUAGUCCUGAUCUUGGGGAGGGCAGGAUCAGUGCAGGUCCUACACCACCAGUUACUAGACGAGGGCUGCCACCAAAGGAGGAUAAUGUUGAUGUUUUGUUACGUCAACAAGUCUCCAAAGCAGUUAUUGCCAAGGCUGCUGCUGCUAAGAAAAAGGGUGGACCUGCUCCUGCUCCUCCAAGAAGGACUACAUCAUGUAAGGAUCCAACUGAUAGCCAAAAAGAAAUGGAAAAUGAACUGAAGGCUAAAAUGAAACUUCAGAAAGCUAAAAUUGAAAGCUCAGUUCUCUUAGAAAAUUAUGACGAUGAUGAAUAUCAUGAAACUGGUAGUGAUGUUGGUUUAACUAUUUCACUGCAGCCUUCAAAACGACUAGAAUUAGGCUCGCCAAAAAGUUAUCAAAGAGAUGGAAAGGAUGUGAAAAUGGAGGAUAGUGGGAUUUCACAAAGUAGUACCGAAAGUUUAAAACGUGCUCAAAUUGACAAAUCGAAAUAUUUGAUCAAUACUGAUAGUGCUGUGAAAUCUUCUGCUUUCGAACAUUCUAAAGAGAGAAGUAGUGGGCGAAGUUUUAAUUUGCCAUACCAACGACAAUAUAGUAUUGAAAGUGGUGAAAGUGCUCACCGUGUUUCUAAGGAGACAAGUACUGAAGAAACAAAAGACAUGGUAUCUAAUUAUAAAGGGAAAUUUUAUCCUAAAAAAGCAUUACCGUUACCACAGCAGGCUCUCAUUAGGCGACAGUCAUCAGGUAGGACUAAUAAGACUCGUGAUGCAGAAAGUAGUGUGACAAUAGGACGGCUAGACGUAAAUAAUGUGACAAAAGCAAUCAGUAGGUAUGGAACUAUUCCUAAAGGCCGACGGAUAGAGGCCUAUCUAGCUUCAAUGGAAUCUGAAGUAGAAAGAAAUCAAAUUCCUGACCUGCCUGUAGUGGACGAUCAGGAUUCAGGAACUGAUACUGCUAGUGUUGCAUCAUGUCCUAACUUAAUGCCGGUUGAAGCAGUACAAGAUGCUGCAGAAAAACUAGUUUCACAUGGUCAACGAGAAAAUAGUGAUCCAGGUAUAAAGCCAGAACCUAAUGUGAAGCCAAGUAGUUUUGUAAAAUCUCAGUCACAAUAUGGUAUAGUUGAUAAUCAAAACCUUCCUAGCACUGGGUUACAGAGACAAAAGUCUGACGUGACACAUAGUAAUAAUGAGUUAGCUAGAAACUUUCCUGAUCAAAAACCCAAACCUAGUCCAAGGUUAUCACGUAUGUUUGAACCUCGUAGUGAGACGGAUCAUCCCCCACAUGUUAUUCAACCUUUACAUAAACCUUUAGUUGGAAUUGAUCAUAGUCCAGCUAGCACAGACUCGACAUUAAUUGGAAGUCCAGAUUCAGUUCUUGAUUCACGUAAACAUUCGGAUUAUAAAUCGCCUCGACCCACCUUUUCUCAUAAAAUGAGAUCUGCUUCGACAGGAGACUAUCCUUUGCAAAGUGAAUCUCCUGCAGCUGAAAAUAUAAAUGUUACAAACUCGUGGAGUGGAAAUACUUCAGAAUCUAUUACUGAGGAACAAGCAGAAGGAUAUUCUGUUUUGUCAAAAGUUGCAAUGUUUCAAUCACAAAAACCAGGCAAUUCUGAUUAUGGUGGGCCUUUCAAACCUUUUACGAGAAAUGAAAAUGGCCGAGAAUCAUUUUCUGAGAGACAUGAAGGUGCACGACCAUUAUCAGAUCUGAAUUAUAAAUCUCAUGUUAGUAAAGAUGACAAUAUUUAUAAACCUGUUUUACCAAAAAAUAUUCAAUCUGGACUACAAUCAGCACUUAUGUCAAAGUCCAUGAUUGAUACUUUGGAAACAGUGCCUGAAAAAUAUUCUGGACCUAAUUCUGAUUCAGAUGCUCCCAAAGUGACACAGGAAAGUGUUUUAAAGUCUGCUAAUGAAUUGAAUAGUUGUAUAGAGUCACUGACAGCUGCCGGGAACAAAACGAGCACAAAUUUUAUGGUUCUGUCGGAACAAAUUUUAACUUUUCAUGAACUAUGUUCACAUUUUAUUGACAAUUUAACAGUACAUGCCAAGUUUCAUGCUAAAGAAUUGUUAUCACAAUUGAAGGCUCAUAGUGAACAGUUAAAGAUCUACAACAGUGCAAACCCAGCGAGUGGAAUCAAGUUGACCAACGACGUUAAAGCAACCAUUCAAGAAAUACUAAGUCUUAUACAACGGUGAUUAAUGUAAACUUAUCAUAGAAAAUUUUACCUAGGUGUUAUCAUUUUGUCAAACACAGGCAGGCCAAGCAAAUUAAAAAAAAAUGUCUUUUUUUAAGUGUCCACAAGGCACAAGCAUAUAUGAUAUAUAUGUUUAUAUCAGAAUAGUUGACUUGAAAAAAAGAAAAAUGAUGUCUUUGCAUAGCCAUAUGUUGUUUUUCAUAAUCAAGAACUUGGAUUUGAAAAUAAUUAUAUUAUGAUAGUACAAUAUACAAGAGAACAAAGAGAUCGUAUAGAGGCAUAGAUAAAUAUCAUUUUUAAAUAUAUAAAUAAUUCCAAAUUCGUAUUCAUUUGUAUAUAAAAUCACUUCAGAAUAACUGACUUUUCGAAGAAUAUUUUCGAGACUUGAUUCCAAUCUACAUCAAUCUAUUCUUGAAAUAUUUUAUAUAGUUCAACUCCCCCCUGCCUUUUCCCCAAAUAUAAGCACAAUAGCAUAAUACAGUGUAUGUUUUAGGUUUUACCUGCCAAAGACAAUGGUCAGUAAUAUAUAACUUGUAUAAAUUGUUUAUAAAUUAACAUUUUAAUUGCCAGCAAAAAAGAUUAAAUGAAUUGUUCAUGUAUUUUUUAACAAGUACAAAUGUAGUAUAAAAAUUUGUGUUGAGGCAGAAUGCUUUCUUUUCAAGGUUGUCACAGAUUUUUUUUAUUCGCCUUAAUUUUAAUCGACUCUUAUAAGUUUGUAAUGUUUAGAAUUAUAAAAAAACUCAAUAAGGGUUGUCAGUUAUAAGUGUUAUUUCAUAUUAAAAGAAGUAUCUGGCUAUUGUAUGAAGCCUAAACGACUAGUAGAUUCUUUUUUGCACAUGUAUUUAUUCUAGACCCCCUUCAGUUAAAGAAUUGUCAUUGUACACCAAGCAUUUACAGAUUGUCAUCUAUGCAGUGAAAGAUUUAGGUUAAAUUAUAAAUAUUGAAAUAACUAAUUAUUUUGGAAAUAAAUAUAAAUGAAAAGUAGGAACCUGGCACUAAUUAUACUGCAGCUGUAGCAUUACAUACCAAAAUAACUACAUAAUACAUUCAAGUCAUUUUUGAACAAUUUUGAUACAUUAUUUUGUUCAGACAUUAUUUCAGUGUUACUUUUAGUACAAUUCUCUUAUUCUAUUGAUCACAUAUUGACAUUUGGAUGUACCUUUCAUAAGAAAUCCUACCUACCUACCUGAUUUUUCUCACAGAUUAAUCCCUAAACCAUGCAUACUUUUUGUUUGGCUAGGUUUAAGAAAAAGUUGUAAAAGACAUGGUUUUGCUCAUUGUUGAAAGCUUAACAGUAACCCAUAGUUGCUUAAUUAAUUUGACAUCAUUUUGUCUCUGAGUGAGAGUUGUCUCAUUGGCAAUCAUACCACAUCUUAGUUUUAUAUUUAUAAUGAACAAAUUGCACUCAGUUAAUGUUGCACAUGUCAAUUUCAUAAAUGGAAAUAAAAUUCCUACAUCUUUCACUGCCUAGGAUUUUGUUGGAGUAUUUGUAUUGUACCAAUUUAUCUGUCGUCUGCACAAUUUAAAUGGAAGAUUCCAAUUAAACAGCAUAUAGUGUGAUAUCCAACCAAAAUGUCAUCUUUCAGAAGAAAAAAUGUGAUAAUUUUUUUUGCAAUGAGAUUUUUUGGUGCUACAUGGCUAAUAAUAAGAUGUUUAUAAAUGAGGUGAUAUGUAUUAAAUACAUGUAAUGUACAUGUGUAUGGUUAGAUUUUCAAAUUAUUCUAAUCAUAAUUUUGGACCAAGUUUUUCAAAUCUGUUUGUAAUUAAUCGGACCAGUACUUUUGAUAUUGAUUAUUAAUGUAUGGAUUAUAACUAUAGAAAUAUUUAAACAUAUUUUAAACAUGACAUGCAAAGUUAAUUAUGGGCUGUUCCAAAAUUUAUCAUGUGGGGGAUGGGCAGAGGAAACACUCAAAAUAAUUUAAUAAGUGUGGUUCAAUUAACCUUUGAAUUUUGAUAGAAUUAUACAAAAUGGACAUUUUUAUUGCAUGGGUUGUUGGGGUCUAAUAACAUGAAUAAAGUGCCUCCAAUCUAAUGUGAUUAAUUUUGGAACAGCUCUAAGCAUUAUAUUGUUGCUUGAACUGGUCUUUCCUGGUAUACAAAUAUUGCCAUUUACAAAUAAUCUAAAAAAAAUAAUUGUUUGCUUUGAAAUUUUUUGUCGUUAGGUUAUUCCCAUUUCCUAUUUCAUCAUAAAGUAGUACAAAAUUAUCUCAAAUUUUGGUGCUGUAAUUUUCAUGAUAGAAACAAGUAAGUUUAUAGGUAUAUAAGUAGAUGAUAAGAAAAAAUAAUAUAUUUUACUUGUGCUAACCAUUUUACAAUUACAAUGGAAGCUAUUCAUUUGUAAAUAUGAACAAGUUUUCAGAGAAAAUAGAGGUUAUAAAUGGUUGCCUAUUUAAAAAUCAAAAACCUGCUGAAAAAAAAUCUUGUUUAGGUAUAUCAAAUACAAAGUUCAAUUCCUAUAGACAAAAUGAUUUGAAAUAAUGGCGUGAAAAAGAAAUCAGGUACAUUGUACGAUCAACAAUGUAAAUAUAAAAAAAAAUACCUGUUGUAAGAAAGUUAGUUUGCAGAUAUCAACUUUUUUUCUUUAAUGUAUUUUGGCUUAAAAUACCCAAAAGGAUAUUCUGCGAAUAAUUUAAAAUAUAUUUGAAUCAGUAGAUUUUGGAAUGGUCAUCAGUUGUUUGAUUUUUAUCAAAUCCUAACUUAUGUCUGCAUUAUCCUACAGUCAGUUGUUGCAAACGUUUGAAGGGUGUAACUUUUUUUUUGAAGCAGUUAUAAGUACUGGAAAAGUACACUAAGUUGUGACAAAUAAUAAUUUUUAUAAUAUAUAUGAAAUAUUGGAUUUUUAUGAUAUUUUACAUUAAGAAAUUGAAAAGUCCUGCAAGAAAAGUUGUGAUUUAUGACUUGAGGCAGAGUUGUGAUUUUUUUUCAGUACACAAUGAUAAAUUUACAUGAUUCUUGUGACUAGAUUUUAAGAUAUGCAUAAAUUCACAUCUGUUUUAAUAUUUAGAUCAUUUGAAGUUAUAUAGGGUCUAAGAAAGCCCAAUAGGAAUUAGAAACUAGUUGUGUAGUGUAUAGUUUUUUCAGAAUUAUAUAAAUAAGCAUUGAAUAUUCAGGGUUGUCACAUGAUACAUGUUAUAUAUAUGUAAGCGCAUUUCAAAUAUAUUCGUUUAGGCUUUAAAAGUUACUAAAUAAAUUUUUUGAAGAGAGAAACAAUCUAAUAUCUGAUUUAACUUGCAUUAUUAUAUCUUAAAUUUCUCAAGUCUUACUUUGGUAAAAUUGAAAUGUAUAUAAAAAAAACUGUGCUUAAAAAGUCUAAGUUAGAUUUGUGAUAAGAAAUCAUGACUUAGUGCAAAAAAAAAUAAUGUGAUGAAUAUGCAAUUUUUUUAGUUCAUCGAGUUACUUCCCUUUGUAACUUACUAAGAGUUGAAAGAAAUACAACUUGUAUUGAUAAUUUGAUGUGCCUUUAUUUUAUUAAAUGAUAUUUCCCUGUAAACUUACUUUGAGUGGGGAAAAUAAUUAAUGCUUGAGAUUUAUUCUUUCAAUUUAACAUUUCUUAGAAAUGAAGCCACCAUGGUUUUAAAAAUAAGAUUGAGCUAGUAUUUAACAAAAAAUAGAAGUGUUCAUGUAAUCGUGGUAACAUAUAGAUAAUAUUACCUUGUCUGAUAUGAUAUGUAAUAAUAGAUUAAAAUUGUACUUGGAAAAGAUUAUAUUUUAUUGAAAAUGUGUGAAAACUUUGCUUUUUCUUUCUUCUGUCAUUCUUAUAAUACUCUAUGUAAAUAGUACAUAUUUAAUAACUAAAUGUAAUAAACAAAUAUCAGCAUUUUUGUAAUUUAUUGAGUUGUAUUGGUGAAAACUAAUGCAUUUGCAUAAUUUUGAGAGACUUGUAAGAGAAUUGAAUAUAUAACUAGAAUGUCCGAACAUGUUCAUGUAGUGUCUGAUGGUUUGUGUCCAUGUUAAGGUUAUUUUAAAAGAACAAACUUAUAUAAAAUGUUUAGAAGAGAUUUUCAACAAAAUUGACAAUCAUAUCAAAAUGGUCUAAAAUAAAAAUUUGAAUAUGAAAAUCAGAGAUCCUUGAUCGUGAAUUUUUAAUAAGACAUUUUAAUUUAAAUUAAUUGUAGAAAAUUUGCAUGAAAUAUUUACAACUACCCAUCAAGAAAACAAUGAAUCAAUAAAAAUGAAAGUCACAACAGUUUUCACUCUACAUUUUAAACAAUUGUAAUUGAAGUUGCUAAUACCUUAACAUGGACAUAACCUGUUUGAUAGAAUUGCUGCCAAAUUAUAGCAAUCAUCUGUUUGUGUUUCCUUAGUAAAAUGUCUGUAUACUUUCUGCUUCUUUCUGCUUAAAAAGCAGUGCACAUGCAAGAAAAUACAAGUUGCAUGGGAUAAAGAAUUGAAAAAAAUUUAGCCUUGAAUCAUAUCACUGAAUUGAGUACCGGUAAUAAGUAUUAUGUUAAAAGCCUAAGUCCUUUUUGGGAUAAGGUCUUUGUCGCUAGAUAACAGCUAUUUGUACAAGUAUAUUGCGUUUAAUUUGAUAAACUGAUUUGUUCUUCUCAAAUUGACCAGCAGUUUAGAGAAGAAAACCAAUAAUAAUACGAAAGACUAACUUUAUAAGUACAUAAAAAUAAUAAUAGCUUUUAUCAGCUUGUUUCUCAUGCUGGUAAUAUUUAUAGAAGAGUUUUGGUAAUUAGAAGAACAAAUCGCAUUUAAAUUAUACAUUGAUUAUGAUGUAUCAGUUCUGAUUGGUCAAUUCUUAUCCUUUGAAGCUUGUGUUUCAUCCACACAUGAAAAGUGUUCAUUUAUCUCAUUAUGCUUUAUAAGAUCAAGAUGCAUCUUCAAAAUAGUUUUUAAAUUAGACAUCUAAAGAAGUCAUAAUCUUUUGAUUAUAAGACUAUGGAAACUGAGUGCUGUGGAUUCAUUCAACUUUGUUCAAUUCAAUCAUGGAUUUAGGAAAAAAUAUGGAUAUUUUAUUAUCUUGAUUUCGCUAUAGUCUGACUUCCAGCCUAUAGAAAAUUUAUACUUUUUUUCUACAUUAAAAAUUUGUGGAAUACCAAUACCCAUAAAAUCCACAUAAAUUUUUACUCCACGAAUAAUAAUAAAUCCACAGUAUAUAAAUUAUCCAGAUAGCAUUUUACUUGAAUAACUCAUUAACUGUCCUUCAUGUGCAUGUAAAUAUGCUUCUGAGUAAGUGAGUCAAUUAUGUGAGGAAGAACCAAGUUAAUCAUGUGAUCUUGGUAUUUUUUUUUAAGAUCAUGUGGUGGUCAUGUGACAAAAUUUUAAAUAAUCAUGUGAUACUUGUAUACAAAGUGUAUUUCUAAGUGCUCUUUAUGAAAAAAGUUUUAUACAACAAUUAAAACAAUUUUAACAAAAUAUGCUUUGCUUUAAUGUAAGAAUGUUUUUAUAAAUAAUGUAUAUUUAAACUGAAACUUGUGCUUUAAACUUGAGGAAUGUAUGAGUAUAAUACAGUGUAUAUCAAUGUACAUUUCAUGUCAAUUAAAAAAUCAGAUCAUUUUGUCAA